ACUCGAUAUUAAAGCGUGUUGUAACGUAUGUUGCAUAAGGCGGAUUAUUUGAGCAUUUCCUUUAAUCUCCGAUAACUCAGAAGCUAUGAUACUGCAUGUAGGCGGUCAAAUCGAUAUUCUUCGUAAGUGGUUAAUGGAAAUGUUUCCAACGGAAAGAAGGCUGUCCGAGGAAAGCAGUCUGAGUCCUUUGAUAGUAGAAAAAGUAAUCAAAAAGCAUAAGCGAAUCAUUACAUUUUCAGAAUACAUCGAAGAAAUGUACACGAAUAUCGCGAUGGUGCUGUUCGUGUCGGAUACUUUAAUUAUUUGCUGUUUGGGUUACAUACUCGUCGCGUCAAUUGGAACGCCCGAUGGUCUAACAAUUAUAAUGAGAACAAUUUUAUUUUAUGUCGUUUCAAGUAUGGAAGCGUUUAUUUACUGCUUUGCUGGAGAAUAUCUAACUAAUAAGACUAGCAGCAUUGGGGAUGCUGCGUAUAAUUCUUGCUGGUACGAAGGAAAUUCCAGAGAGAGUAAAUUUAUUGUGUUUUUGAUAAUGAGAUCGCAGAAGCAAUUAACUAUUACAAUUGGAAAAAUCAUGGAAUUGUCUAUGGAGCGGUUUACCAGUAUUAUGAAAGCUUCAGCUUCGUAUAUAUCGAUUUUAAUCGCGACAUAUUGAAACGAAAUUAUAUCUUGUAGAGAGAUCAAAUGUUUAAUAAGUAUUA
Messenger RNA from Camponotus floridanus (Florida carpenter ant), 698 nucleotides. RefSeq names its product odorant receptor 4-like. NCBI's taxonomy places the organism in Eukaryota, Metazoa, Arthropoda, Insecta, Hymenoptera, Formicidae. Gene Ontology annotation, molecular function: olfactory receptor activity; odorant binding. Gene Ontology annotation, cellular component: plasma membrane. The record is from RefSeq and is a predicted model, not a curated record. The transcript has 5 exons. The coding region runs from base 86 to 652 and encodes 188 amino acids. Gene Ontology annotation, biological process: detection of chemical stimulus involved in sensory perception of smell; sensory perception of smell.